Molecule: messenger RNA, 2375 nt
Organism: Saccostrea cuccullata (small rock oyster)
Lineage: Eukaryota; Metazoa; Mollusca; Bivalvia; Ostreida; Ostreidae
Product: transmembrane protein 151B-like
Exons: 2
Coding region: 595-2301 (568 amino acids)
Source: RefSeq, a predicted model, not a curated record
ACAGAGCCUAAACAUUGAAAUUGUUAGAAAGCCUAAUCUGGUCGUUGGAACCUGAAUCGUAAUACAGGAGACAGUGAUGGAUCAUAUCGAAUGCUUCUCCUACAAAAUGUGAUAAAGUAAUUAAGAAAUUGUCAGCGAGAAGACGGAUUUUCGUUGCAAAAUGUUAGCACCGUACAGUUUUGCUUGAUUCUACAUUUGCGACAUUACAUCGCCCUAAAAGCAUUAUAUAUGGUAGGCAUUGAUUAAUCAGAUAUAUUAGCGAGUUCUCGAGCUGUAAUUUCAUUUGUAUCAAAUCCGAGAGGACUCUUUCCAGGCCAGCACUUACCUAUACGUUGCUCCAAUGUGUAACAUCACGCUCAACGGUUCCGAAUGCACUGUCUCUAUUAGAGCGCUGGUAUGUGGUAUAGGUUUUUGGUCUUUUUCAAUCAGUCGGGCAUACUUUCAGUAGUUUUUCAGAUAUACAAUAUUCAAUGGUAUUGGAGGAAGCGUUUUGAUGGCACAUUGCUGGAGAAGAGAUUCAGACGGGGACUAAAAUUAGGAUUUUCUCUUAUGAGACUGGGGAGUAUGCAUCACUAAACCAGGUGGAUUUAUAGAAUGACAUCUACGGGAAACCGCCUAGAACAAGUACCGAGUAAGCAGUCAUUCUGUGGCUCUCUAAGGAGGGAUGCUCACUGGAAAUGUAUGAUUUUGACGUUACUCAUAUAUGGAUGCCUCUCAGCGAUAAUUUGGUGUCGACUCGCCGUCAUCACAACUAUAACAGUUAGUUACUAUGGUCAUCGGAUGGCUAACACACAUGUGACCAGUUCUAAACCGUGUGAAGACGGAUACAUCUACAUUCCUAUUGCUUUUGUUAUAAUGCUAUACCUCGUUUAUCUUGUGGAAUGUUGGCAUUGUCACACAAGAUUAGAAUUAAAACAUAAAACUGAUGUUCACGCAGUUUAUGAAAAAAUACAACAAAUGCAGGAAUCUAUUCCUAUUAUAUGGUGGAAAGCACUUUGUUAUCAUUACAUUAGAAAGACACGCCACGUGACUAGAUACAGAAAUGGCGACUCUUUCACUAGUACUCAAGUAUACUAUGAACGCGUCAAUUCCCACACGGCAGGGUCAGCAUUCAAUUUCACACAGUGCGGAAUUAAGGACGUGUCCGCUUCGCUCACCGGUUUGGAGAAUUUUCCCGCUACCAAAAUUAGAUUCACAAAAGGAUAUUCAUUCUUGUGUUCCGAAGCAGAAUACGAAUUUGAUGAACAACGAAAUAGAUUUUACAGAGAUAAUGAAAGAAGGGACGACUACAUUGAGACAAGGGAAGGACUUGAUUUACUUAAUGUGAAUUUCAAGCAGUACAUGAUUGCUUUCAGAGAUCCCGAUAAUCUCCCUUGGUAUGUGUCACAUGUGAUAUUUUGGAUUGCUUCCUUUCUUCUCCUGUCUUGGCCUUUGAGAGUAAUCAUUGAAUAUAAAACUGCCUAUGUUCAUUACCACGUUCAUAAAGUUUUUGGCACAAAUUAUUUGGAAAAUGACACAGAAUCUACGCCUAUAACGCGCGUCAAUACUCUGGGGAGCUCAGAUCUAGAAGUUUUAAUACAGAACAAUGACAUAGCCCCAAGUUAUUCUGAAGCCUUAUUAAUGUCAUCUGGCAGGACAAUAGGGAUUCCGGAUGCAAAUGGAAAUGUAACAAGAACGAAGUAUGGUGCAACAAGAAGUGAGACUUUUUCUGCGCUCUCUUCCAUUGGUAAUGACAAGGAUUCUCUUAGGAGAAUCCAGUCUGGAACUGCCCUAAAUUUCCCUCCAUGCAACAGCUUUUGUAUCAUAAAUGGCGGCAUUGUGUUCGAAAAUUACAGUAUGCAAAACGGCAGUUAUGCAACUUCUCGAGGGUCAGAAACGCGGAGAGCAUUUAUAUUUUCAAGACAAAGUGAUUUAAACUCCUGCCCUAAUUCACCCACAGAGUCUUUAGUAUACGUGAAUCCUAGGCGUGGUACUGCCAGACUGACAAGACAAGAUUCAUUAGUGACAAGGUCUCACAAUCAUGAAACUCUUCUGUAUCAUGAUGAUUUCGUGGACCACGCACCAGGUCCCGUUCGACAUUAUCGCUGCUCGGAUAACGUCAGCACACGCGAUUUAAUCCCAUGUGAUCCGCCUCCCGAUUAUCAUCAAGCACUUUCAAUGCAAUCACCAAGAAGGGCCCCAAAAGGAGGACAUACCAUACUUCCAUUGCCUAGAACACGAAUUGUUUUGGAGGAAAACACUCGUUUACAAUCAGUGCCAAAUUCUAGAAACUAUCAUACCAUGAUGGAAACAUCACUAUGAUCGACAUGUAUUUAAAUAGCAAAAAUAUAUUUUUCACCCUAUUUAUUCAUUUUUAAUUAAAAAUAAGAAGCUCA